Psilocybe cubensis is the source of this 2817-nucleotide messenger RNA. RefSeq lists its product as uncharacterized. NCBI's taxonomy places the organism in Eukaryota, Fungi, Basidiomycota, Agaricomycetes, Agaricales, Agrocybaceae. The record is from RefSeq and is a predicted model, not a curated record. Bases 1 to 2817 code for a protein of 938 amino acids. Gene Ontology annotation, biological process: intracellular protein transport; clathrin-dependent endocytosis. Gene Ontology annotation, molecular function: clathrin-cargo adaptor activity. The transcript has 11 exons. Gene Ontology annotation, cellular component: AP-2 adaptor complex; membrane coat.
AUGGCGACCAGCAUGCGCGGACUGACCCAGUUCAUCGCGGAUAUUCGCGGGGCUAGGGUCAAGGAACUUGAGGAAAAAAGGAUCAAUAAAGAGAUGGCCAAUAUCCGUAAAAAGUUCAAAGACGGUAACUUGGACGGGUACCAGAAGAAAAAAUAUGUGGCCAAGAUUAUCUUCACAUAUAUCCUGGGGUACAAGGUCGAUGUGGGGCAUAUGGAGGCUAUCAAUCUUAUUUCCAGUUCCAAAUACAGUGAAAAGCAGAUAGGAUACCUUGCCGUAACACUCCUAAUGCACGAAAACUCUGAUUUCUUGCGACUUGUCGUCAAUUCGAUUCGGAAAGAUCUUGAUUCAAAUCAUGAAGUUGACAAUUGUCUCGCUCUGCACGCCAUUGCAAAUGUCGGUGGGAGUGAAAUGGCCGAAGCUCUGGUAGAAGACGUGCAUCGUCUACUCAUUUCCCCCACUUCUCAGAAUUUUGUGAAGAAGAAAGCGGCAUUAACACUCCUGAGACUGUAUCGCAAACACCCAGAGGUCAUUCCCGCUGCUGAAUGGGCCGCCAGAAUUGUCUCUAUCAUGGAUGAUCAAGACCUGGGCGUCGUGAUAUGCGUCACUAGCUUGGUUAUGGCGUUAGCCCAGGACCAUCUAGACGCGUAUGCUGUGUGCUAUACGAAAGCCGUUGAUCGACUCCAUCGUCUCGUCAUUGAUCGAGAAUAUGCCGCAACUUAUGCGUACUAUAAAGUGCCCUCUCCCUGGCUUCAGGUCAAACUCCUUCGAUUACUUCAGUAUUAUCCCCCUUCUGAGGAUCCCACCAUCAUUGCAGUACUACAACAGGUGCUCCAAACUAUCAUGAACAACUGUGCCGAACCAUCUCGUAACGUUCAACAUAAUAAUGCUCAACAUGCCGUGCUGUUUGAAGCUAUCAGUCUUGCCAUUCACUUGGAUACAAACUCACCUCUGGUAGGAACCGCUGCAGUCCUUCUGGCCCGGUUUAUUUCUUCAAAAGAAACCAACGUCAGGUACCUGGGACUUGACACCAUGGCCCAUCUUGCUGCUCGAGCUGAAUCACUAGAACCUAUAAAGAGACAUCAGAACACCAUCAUUCUAUCCCUCCGCGAUAAAGACAUAUCGGUUCGACGCCGCGCUUUGGACCUGUUGUAUUCCAUGUGUGAUGUUGACAACUCGGAAUUAAUUGUAGGAGAACUCCUGCGAUACCUCAGAGUGGCUGAUUAUGCAUUAAGGGAAGAAAUGGUCCUCAAAAUUGCCAUUCUGACAGAGAAAUACGCCAACUCAUAUAAAUGGUACGUCGACAUGAUUCUUCAGCUGAUCAGCACGGCUGGAGAACAUGUUGGCGACGAAGUAUGGUACAGAGUGGUGCAGAUAGUCACGAACACCGAGGACCUUCAGGAAUAUGCUGCUAAAGCCGUAUUUGAGCAUCUGAAGGCACCAUCAACACAUGAAAGUCUCGUCAAAGUUGGGGGCUAUAUUCUGGGUGAAUACGGUCAUCUCAUUGCAAACGAACCGGGUUACAGUCCAAUCGAACAAUUUCAACUACUUCACUCAAAAUCUCAAUUCUGCGUUGCAUCUACCCGUGCCCUGCUUCUAUCUACCUAUAUCAAAUGGGUAAAUGUUUUCCCAGAAAUAAAACCUCAACUCUUGAACAUUUUCGAACGUUACCGGCAUGUGCUUGAUGCAGAGCUACAGCAACGUGCAUGUGAAUUCUACGCUCUGGCCUCGCGGCCAGAUGAAGACGAAUUCCUACAGAAUAUUUGUGAAGAAAUGCCUCCUUUCCCUCCUAGAGUCAGUGCAUUACUUGGCAGUCUCAACCGAAAACAUGGUGAUACAGGCGACAAACGAAUUUGGGUACACGGCGGAAAAGAAGCAAAUUUAGAUCGAGAAAUUACAAAGCGUAAAACUUUAAUGGUGGAUGUCUCGGGCAAUGACAACACAUCUUCAACUUCAGCAAAUGGACAGGGUGAAAUCCUGAAUUCCUUGGCAGGCUUGGAUCUAUCAGCCUCACCCAAUCCUUCAUCAUCAUUGCCUUUGAUAGAUAAUAUCGAGAAGGGGCCCCGGUUGACUGUUGGACCGAAUGUGGAGCGAUGGUUCGAGAAGCUCACAUAUGUAGCUGAAGGUGUCCUCUACGAAGACGUACAGAUUCAGGUCGGCAUCAAAUCGCGUUAUCAAGGACACAUAGGCCAACUAGCUGUAUACCUUGGCAACAAAGUUGAUGCACCGCUCACUUCUUUUACUGCAACUUUACAUGUUCCCGAUUCAGAAGCCCUCUCUGUGUCUUUUGCAAAAAUACCUCCAACCACUAUCGGACAGAGGAGCCAGUCACAACAACUCCUUCACGUAGAGUGCAAAAAGGUCUUCACUGCACCGCCAAUCCUCACAGUCUCUUAUCUAGCGGGAUCACACCAAAGUAUUUCGGUGCGACUUCCAAUAGUCCUCAGCAAAUUUUUUGAGCAUGUGAAACUCGGUCAAACGGAUUUCUUCGAGCGAUGGAAGCUUAUUGGGGGCGAACGCGAGGCCCAGAGCAUCUUUCCUAUUGGCUUGACUUCAGCUGGCCAAUUAGACCUAACAAGAAACCGACAAGUAGUAUCGGGUUAUGGUUUGAAUAUUCUGGAGGAUAUUGACCCAAACCCAAACAAUCUGGUUGCUGCGGGUGUACUUCACAUGUCUGUCGAAGGGAAGGUUGGUUGUCUCCUGAGGUUGGAACCUAACAAAGAUGCAAAGCUUUGUCGAUUGACGGUACGCAGUACUUCUGGAGACGUAGCCACGGAAGUACAAAAACUAGUACAAAAACCACUACAAGUAGCACCAUGA